CGAUUCGAUAGUUCGCCGGUCAGAUGCCAACGCCAUUAGGAAGUUAGCUGACCAGUUGUCGUUGGUUUAAAGGUGUGUGUGGUGCUGUUUGGCUUGGAGAGCAAUCGGGGUGUGGCGUGGGGACUUUAAGUUUGUCUCCCCAUGACAGCCCGACUCCAUGGUAGCGAUGGCUCCACCAGCGAUGCAGAGGACCGGAUCUCUGAGGACGACCGCACCAGAGAUGACGUGGAACUCGCCGAGUUGGGACCGCUGCUUGGGAGUCCUGAGAGAACCAAAGACCUUAGGGGUGCGUCAGCGUUCCCUGAUAAGGAAGAGGAGGAAGAGGGAGAGGAAGAGGGAGAGGAAAGUCUGCGGAUGAUCACAAUACCUUUGCAGGCGCACCAUGCAAUGGAGAAGAUGGAGGAAUUUGUACACAAGGUUUGGGAGGGUCGUUGGAGGGUCAUCCCAUUCCACCUUCUACCUGAUUGGCUGAAGGACAACGACUACUUGCUUCAUGGGCACCGCCCACCCAUGCCCUCUUUUCGAGCCUGCUUUGGCAGCAUCUUUAGAAUCCAUACAGAAACAGGCAACAUAUGGACACACUUACUGGGGUUAAUCCUGUUCCUGUGUCUGGGCACACUUACCAUGUUCAGGCCCAAUGUCUACUUCAUGGCGCCUCUGCAGGAGAAGGUGGUGUUUGGAAUGUUUUUCCUUGGUGCAGUGCUCUGCCUCUGCUUCUCCUGGCUCUUUCACACCGUCUACUGCCACUCUGAGAAAGUGUCUCGAACCUUCUCCAAGUUGGACUACUCUGGCAUUGCUUUGCUGAUAAUGGGGUCCUUUGUCCCGUGGCUCUACUACUCAUUUUACUGCUCUCCACAGCCGCGUCUCAUCUACCUCUCGGUGGUGUGUGUCUUGGGCAUCGCUGCCAUUGUGGUGGCCCAGUGGGACCGCUUUGCCACCCCACGCCACAGACCCACCAGAGCAGGUGUAUUCUUAGGACUCGGGCUGAGCGGACUCAUACCCACAAUGCACUUCACCAUCGCGGAAGGUUUUGUCAAAGCUACCACAGUAGGGCAGAUGGGCUGGUUUUUCCUGAUGGGUGCCAUGUAUGUCACAGGGGCUGGACUAUAUGCAGCCAGAGUUCCUGAACGUUUUUUCCCAGGAAAAUGUGACAUCUGGUUCCAGUCACACCAAAUAUUCCAUGUUCUCGUGGUGGCAGCUGCCUUCAUCCAUUUCUAUGGAAUCUCCAAUCUGCAGGAGUUUCGCUUUGGCCUGGGAGGAGGCUGCACAGAUGACUCGCUCCUAUGAGCAAUCACCUCCUUUUUCCUUAUUGUCACUGCAUCCCACCAUCUCAGCUCUGGUGUGGCAGCCAUCUCAUCACUGGAACUCUGGAACACAAAAUAGAUAAUAUGUCACUUUGGUCACCUCACUAAGAAUCCCAAUCAAACACUGUAAUUGCUUUAAAUAUUUGGAUGAUUUUAGAUAUAAAAUGAACAUUUUUUUGAGAUGGUAUGUAGUAUUUAAGAUACUAUUAUUAUAAAUGUACUUGAAAAAAAAAAAGCUAUCUUAAGGAAAUAUUUGCUUCGGUUUUACCUUUGCACACAUUUUCAUUACGUAUAUUCUAAAUAUGCAACUGGUAAAAAAAUAUUACUGUCACACAACUGUGGGUAUCUUCAUUGGAGCUAUUCUGUUUCUGCCUUAUUUACACACACUUUGUGGAUACUUAAUUUUGAUCUAUUAUUGCCUUGAAAUUUCCAUGAUCUGUGCUUAGAGUUUGUGAAUGUUACAGAACUCAUUGAUCAGUGAUAGUAAAUUACAUUCAGACGUUAAGGGACUUUGAGAUUGCAAUGUCUUGUCUUGAUUAGCUCUGUAAUAGCAUAUUUGGCUAAUAGAAAGUAUGUGUUUCAAACUGGAAUGACAUUCCAGUCAACCCUGAAAGAACAGCUGAUAUGCAUUAAUUCAUAGCAUAGAUGUUUUUCUUUGUU
Molecule: messenger RNA, 1964 nt
Organism: Chanos chanos (milkfish)
Lineage: Eukaryota; Metazoa; Chordata; Actinopteri; Gonorynchiformes; Chanidae
Gene: adipor1b
Product: adiponectin receptor 1b
Exons: 8
Coding region: 142-1287 (381 amino acids)
Biological process (GO): adiponectin-activated signaling pathway
Cellular component (GO): plasma membrane
Molecular function (GO): signaling receptor activity
Source: RefSeq, a predicted model, not a curated record